This is a messenger RNA of Blepharisma stoltei, 1979 nucleotides long. NCBI's taxonomy places the organism in Eukaryota, Ciliophora, Heterotrichea, Heterotrichida, Blepharismidae. The record is from the annotation of a GenBank genome assembly.
AUGGAAAAAAGGAUUUCAAGAAAUAUUUCCCUGAAAAGGUUGUCUAUUGAAGAAGAGAAAAAGCUUGCAAGAAAUCCAGUGCCCCGAAAAGAGGUAAAAAAGAAAGCUCCGGUUGUAGAUACUCGUAAAGUAAGCGGGACUUCUCUAGAUGCUCCUAAUGCAUUGGUUGUAGAUAAACCUAAAACAUCAAGAGAUAAAGAGCUAAUAAAUACGGCUCCAUGCCAAAUUACAGUAUUUUUGACGGUAUAUAUUAAAUCAAUGUACAUUUGGUCGAAAUUUAACGGGUUUUUUUUUAGGUCAAAUGUCUCACUAUCAAAACAUUUCAAUCGAUUUUCGAUUAAAUGUACUUCGUGAAAUGCAAACUAUCAAAAGUGCACGAUCAUUGGACCUGCACCCAAUAAAUACAGCUUUAAACAAGCACUUUAUUUUUACAAGUCUUGCUGAUGAAAACAGAGGAAUUAUUAUAGAGCGCAUGAAACAUUACACUUUAGGCCCAGGAGAGCUCGUUUUUGAGCAAGAUCAGCCAGGAAAUACCUUUUUUAUUAUUGCGUCAGGCAAGGUGGAUGUCUUAAUAAGCCGGAAAAAAGUCAAAGUAUUAGGUCCAGGCGACAGUUUUGGAGAACUUGCAUUACUUCAUGACUCCCCAAGAUCAGCCACAAUCCAAACGACUGAGCGCACAACCUUAUGAGGACUUGACCGUAAAACUUUUAGACAUGCAGUAAAGCUUUUAUCUACUUUUGGCUUUCUUAAAUCCCCCUAGUACUAUUAGAUUUCUCUUCUAUUAUAUAAUCUGCCUUAUACAAGCAAUAAGAAUGCACAAGCUAUAGAAACAGUAAACGCUCAGAAUUACCAAGAAAAUAAACGAUUUAUAGAGAGUGUCCCUUUAUUUCAUAUAUUAACAGCUGUACAAAGAGAUGCACUAGUAGGGUCAUUAUCUACACUAAAAUUUAGAGCAGGAGAAAAAAUCGUCAGUGAAGGUGACCCAGGCGAUUUAUUUUACGUCGUUAAAGAAGGUAUUGUAUCAUGCACACAAGGAGGCAGAGAAAUAAGGCAAAUGUAUAGAGGCGAUUUCUUUGGGGAGCAGGCUUUACUUUAUAAUUGUGUGAGAACCGCCUCUGUAAGUGCUGUUGAUGACGUUAAAUGUGUGGCGAUUGGAAGAGAAAGGCUUACAAAGGCACUGGGAAAUCAUCUGCAGGAUAUUAUUUAUCAGAAUACCAAAAGGAUGGCUAUAGAUAUGAGCGAGACUUUGAGGCAGCUGAAUAAAGAACAGUGUGAUAGGCUCAUAAAUGCACUAAAGAUUGUGAUUUAUGCGAAAAACCAAAUAGUGGUUGGGGCAAAUACACAUAAAGGAUUUCACUUGUGGAUGGUCAUGAAAGGUAAAUUGGUUUCAAGGAUUGAAAACCGGAAAACAGAAGUUUUCCAUUGUGUUGGGGAUGUUGAGAUUACGCAGCCACCUCAAGGCGAUUGCUGAUAUUUUUUAAAAAAUGCUAACUCCCCCCCCCCUCCGUGAGCGAACAAAAAAAUUUUGUUCGCUCACGGAGGGGGGUUAAUUUUUUUUUUUAAAAAAAAUUUAUAUAUAAAUUUUAUAAAAAAUAUUUUUUUUCGAAAUUUAAAAAAAUCCUAAUUUGCAAAAAUUGGGAAGCAAAUAUUAAUUUAAUUUGCAAAAUUUAUGUUUUAAAACGCAAUUUGUUUAAAUUUAAACAGAAUUAGCUCUAGAUUUCAUUAUACUAAUUAUCACUUAUAUAUCAAAAUUUUUUUCCAUUAAAAUUUUUUCUAUUAAAAAAAAUUUUUGUUCACUCACGGAGGGUGGGUUUUUGGUCAAAAAAUGGCGAUUUUUCUAAUGGUUUUGUUCGCUCACGGAGGGGGGGGGGGAGUAAAAUAUUUAUUUAAAAGAAAAUAUAUCGAUUUGAAAUUAUUGAAAGGCAAGGCCAAUUUCCUAUAUGAAAACUGGAGACAGUAACAGUAGGAAUAUUUAUUAA